UCGCAUCCCUCUGUAUAAUCCACAUCUAGGGCAGGCAGGCUGAGAGGCAAUCCAGUGCUCAGCUCCUCUCUGCAGGCUGAGAAAAGAGAGAGAGAAACAGAAAGAAAACACUGCUUCUCAACACAGGAGGUGAAACAGGAGGAAGAAAACGGGUUUGAAAAAAGGGAAGAGAAAUACAGAGGACGAUUUCAUCUGAGGAUAUCAUUUAUAUAUAUACAUAUUGUUUAUAUAUAUAUUUGUAUACACGCAUAUAGAUAUUUAUAUAUAUAUACAUAUAUCUCUGUAUAUAUCUGUGUAUUUGUGCUAGUCUGUUUAUAUUCAUAUUUUUAUAUGUAUUUGUGUGUGUGUAAAUAUAUAUAAUAUAUAAACAAAUAAAUAUAUAUAUCUAUGAAUUUAUAUACAUAUCACUGUGAAACAAGAGCGGCGAGAGGAAAAUUCUACCAUCGGGGCUGGUCUCUGAUUGUGUGAUCAUAUACAAUAUUAUUUUCUUUGAUCUUCUACGUCAAGAGGAAGGAAGACUACAUACUCAUUGUGAAUUUUGGGGUUUUCCUGUUGCUACCCCCCCCUCGCUCUUUUUUUUUGCAUCUGAGGGGAAUGAAGAGAGGAAAGUAACAGGAUUUGGAGAAAAAAGGAAAAUCAGUUGAAUUGCUGUGAUUAGGGUUAUUUGCGUCAGUAUUAGCGCUCUGCGAGCCGAUCGCAGCGUGCUGCGUGUGAUCUGAGGAGGCAGCAGAGAGAAAGUGCCACACCACGCCGCUCAGCGCAGCACAGCGCCAGCACAGCCAGCAUGCACAAACACCACCACUGCUGCAAGUGCCCAGAAUGUUACGAGGUGACCCGCAUGGCCGCCCUGCGCAGGAUGGACGCCCCUCAGUACCAAGAAUGGCAGACCGAGCCCUAUGGAUACCCGGCCGGGUACGGGCCCGGGGGCGGGCAGACCUUACCCCAGCCUCCAGCCUCGGGCGGAGGAGGAGGAGGAGGCAUGGGAGGAGGAGGGGGCACUCUGGGGAGAAGUAAGGGCAAGAUGAUGUCUUCCGGGGGUCCUGGAGGCCCAAACCCCAAGCUUCAAUCCAAGGGCGGCCCCAAGGUGAAUGGCAACACCGCCGGUGGUCAAGCAGGUUGGUGGCCGGAAUGCACCUGUUCCAACCGGGAGUGGUACGACCAGGCGAACCCUCCCCCCGUCAUCGUCAACGCAGACUCACUGGAUGCAGGCCCUUAUGUAAAUGGCAGUGAUGGGAUGUUUAAAUAUGAAGAGAUCAUCUUGGAGAGGGGUAACUCUGGCCUGGGCUUCAGCAUCGCUGGGGGGAUGGACAAUCCACACAUCCCAGAUGACCCAGGGAUCUUCAUCACCAAGAUCAUCCCUGGAGGAGCUGCAGCUAUGGAUGGCAGGCUGGGGGUGAAUGACUGUGUGCUGCGUGUGAAUGAGGUAGAUGUGUCUGAGGUGGUUCACAGUCGGGCGGUAGAGGCCCUGAAAGAGGCUGGCCCUGUGGUCAGGCUGCUGGUCAGGAGAAGACAGGCCCCUCCUGAGACCAUCCUGGAGAUCAACCUGCUUAAGGGGCCCAAAGGCCUUGGCUUCAGCAUUGCUGGGGGGAUCGGCAACCAGCACAUCCCUGGAGACAACAGCAUCUACAUCACAAAGAUCAUCGAGGGCGGGGCCGCACAGAAAGACGGACGGCUGCAGACCGGAGACCGCCUGCUAGCUGUGAACAACAUCAUCCUGCAGGACGUGCGUCACGAGGAGGCGGUUGCGGCGCUGAAGAACACCUCUGACAUGGUCUACCUCAAGGUGGCCAAGCCCGGACCCGUACACCUCAACGACAUGUACGCCCCUCCGGACUACUCCAGCAGUCUGGCCCUCCCUGCCCUCCCUCCAGCCUUCCCCACCAUGGUGGAUAACCACAUCAGCCACAACUCAGGCAUGGCCUACAUGGGAGCUAUGGAGCCCAAGCCCGUCUACAGCCAGCCCCCCCAGGUCACACCCUCCAGGUACUCCCCAGACCCACGUCACAUGCUGGGGGAGGAAGACUUCACCAGUCCCGCCCUGCGCCCUGACGCUGUCGCUCUGUUUGGCAGGGAGCCGCGGAAGGUGCUGCUUCACAAGGGCUCUACAGGGCUGGGCUUCAACAUCGUGGGCGGCGAGGAUGGAGAGGGCAUCUUUGUCUCAUUCAUCCUGGCUGGAGGACCAGCAGACCUGAGCGGGGAGCUGAGGAGGGGAGACCGCAUCCUCUCGGUGAACGGGGUGAACCUGCGGAACGCCACACAUGAGCAGGCAGCUGCAGCGCUGAAGCGGGCCGGCCAGACAGUCACCAUCAUUGCCCAGUACCGACCAGAAGAGUACAGCCGCUUUGAGUCGAAGAUCCACGACCUGAGGGAACAGAUGAUGAACAGUAGCAUGAGCUCUGGUUCGGGCUCCUUGCGCACCAGCGAGAAACGCUCCCUCUACGUCAGAGCCCUUUUUGACUAUGACCGGGCCAGAGACAGCUGUCUGCCCAGCCAGGGCCUGAGCUUCUCCUAUGGGGACAUCCUGCAUGUCAUCAACGCCUCCGAUGACGAGUGGUGGCAGGCGCGUCUGGUCACGCCCCACGGAGAGAGCGAGCAGAUCGGGGUCAUUCCAAGCAAGAAGAGGGUGGAGAAGAAGGAGCGAGCGAGGUUAAAAACAGUCAAGUUCCACGCCAGGACGGGCAUGAUUGAUUCCAACAGGCCAGUCAAAGUAAAGCGCAAAAAAAGCUUCAACCUCUCACGCAAGUUCCAGUUUUACAAGAGCAAGGAGAAUAUUGUGCAGGAGUUGGUGGAGUCUGAACAAUGCCUGACGUCAAACACGAGCGACAGUGAAAGCAGCUCAAAGGGUCAGGAAGACACAAUUCUCUCAUACGAGCCAGUGAUUCGACAGGAGAUUCAUUACACAAGGCCUGUGAUCAUCUUGGGCCCAAUGAAAGACAGAGUAAACGAUGACCUGAUCUCAGAGUUCCCUCACAAGUUUGGCUCCUGCGUUCCUCACACGACACGUCCGCGGCGGGAGAACGAGAUGGACGGCCAGGACUACCAUUUUGUGGGCUCACGGGAGCAGAUGGAGAAAGACAUUCAGGAUAAUAAGUUCAUUGAGGCAGGCCAGUUCAACGAGAACCUCUAUGGGACCAGCAUCUUGUCUGUCAGAGCAGUGGCUGAGAGGGGAAAACACUGUAUCCUGGACGUGUCUGGAAACGCUAUAAAGCGACUGCAACAAGCACAACUUUAUUCGAUCGCAAUUUUCAUCAAACCAAAAUCCAUUGAAACUCUUAUGGAGAUGAAUAAGAGACAGACAUUUGAGCAAUCCAAUAAAAUCUUUGAUAAGGCAAUUAAACUGGAACAAGAGUUUGGAGAAUUUUUCACAGCCAUUGUACAGGGUGACUCUCUAGAGGAAAUUUACAACAAAAUCAAGAUGAUCAUCGAGGAACAGUCGGGCCCCUACAUCUGGAUACCUUCCUCAGAGAAGCUCUGAGCUCCCAGCUAUACCCCUCUGUGUCAGUGCAGCCCCCCACACCCCGCCCAUCCCCCAAAUAGCUCCUCCCUCCCCCUUUUUUGCCGAUAUGUUUCAUAUCAAGUUUUAGUGUCAUCAUUAUGUUAAUCUCAAAUGAAAAGUCUUAUCACCAUUACUGUGACUGUGCACACCCCUGCAUGAGUUUCUCAGCAAAUCCAUUUAAGACUGGAAAUGCCAUUCCGAAUGAAUUUGUCAUUUUAAAACAAAAAAAAGGGAAAAGGAGAAAUAAUCCUUCUUUUGUGAAAUGGGACUGACAGUUGAAAAUCAGAAUGUUUUACAGACUGUGAGGAGGAGUUUGGGAUUCAGGGGAAGUUGCAGGGGAAUGGAGACUUAAUAACACAAGUUGGAACACUUUGUAAAUGUUCAUCAAAUCACAUUUAAAAAAAGACACUAGAGAAGCAAAGACCACUUAGGAGGGUUUUUUUCUACAAGGACUGAAUAAUAUCAAGCCCAGCUGAUGGUACUGUUGGAGUUAUCUCUCUUGUUUAUAAUUACUGAAGAAAUUGGUGGAGAAGCCUACAGACUGGUGAUCUAUCACAAACCAGCUUGCUAUUUGAUCAGCUGCCAGUUGUUGGUGCUGCUGCAGCUGAUCAAGACCUCUUGGGAGGCAGAACAAAUGAAAGAAAUGAGUUAUGAAUCUACAUUUAUAUAAUGAAAUCACAAGGUAAAUGAACAAAUCCUACUGAGAUUUUACUGCAUAUUAAAAACGACAUUUUACAUUUCACUAGAAUUGUCUACUUGGAGGGCUGUUAGAUUUCAUUCCUUUGUUUUUUUUUUGUGGGAUUUUUUUGCUUGUGGUUUUUAGCUGCUCUGUGUAAAGGGUGGGGGUAGAGAAGUGUAACGGGGCUCUCUGCAAAACACCAAACUGCCUUACAUCAACUACAAAUUGUUAUAUUAUUACCUGUACUUUGUGAGGGAAGCUACAAAUAAUUGACAAGGAAAACAAACAGGACAUUUCUUUUCUGAGUUGUCCUCCUGACUUCCAGGAGGUCUAACUUGUGAGUGCAAUAGACCGAACGCAUAUCUCACCUCUGUGGAUUCCUAUCUUCCCCCUGUAUUUUUAUCCUUUUCCUGUUGUCAUUUAAGAAUUUAUUGGAUUCCAAUUUGGGCAGCCAUAGCUCCCUCACCCAUGUUGAGCAGCAGACCACCCUAUUACACUCUCUGCCUUCCGAGAUGAAUCUUUUUGAUUGAUUGGUCACAUGGUACUGUCCUGUAUAUGCCACCCUGAAGGUGGCCUUAAAACGGGUAGAACAAGACAAAUUGUAUUGGAUGUCCUAACAAUUAAAGAGUCAAUAUAACUGGUUUUUGGAUUGUCCCCCCCAUCCAUAACACUUGAGGGGUUUGAUUAAAACCUAUAUGCUCUGUAUCUAUAACGUUUUUUUAAAUUUGUUCUGGGUAUGUUUUGAGCCACUGUUAUGAACCCAAUGGUAUAUCUGGGGCGAGCUCAGUCAGCUCAAGAAUCUAACGCACCGAUAUAAUUUCCCCCUGCGACUGAAACACCAUGUUUUAAAGGACAAAUUUAAGAGUUCACAGAUGUUAAAUGUGAAUGAAAGAGUAACUGACUGAAUGGUUUGAGAGAUUUGAAAGGCAUUUGCAUUGAACUCUUUAAUAGACAUAAUAGAUCAGCAUAUCUCGUGAAGUUUCGUGAAGACCACUUCUGUGGUAAACCCUUGCCUGAGUUGGCUUUACGGAUUCAACAGGAUUGAAAUAACCUGCUAAAUCUUCCUUUGCAGAUCUUGGCACUGUGUUUAUUUGUUCAUGUGAGGGGACAUGUCUGACUUGUUUAAGAAUACUGUGGCUCCCUACCCUGUGAACAUUUAAUUUUCCACUGUUUUUGGAAGAGGGGAAGGGUUUUCCUCAGAUGCCUGAGAGCCAGACCAUCUUCUGUAUGACCUUGCCCUCUGCCCCCCCCCCCCCCCGAACACCUGUACAUGCAGGCAUUUUCUGAACAGGUGUGCCCACUUGCCAGGCACCACUGCUAAACCAGCUGUCAUUACCUGUGUCAAAACCAGAGUUCAGGGAAUAACCGAAGGGAACAGAGCCAUUUAUAAACUGCUUACAGACUGUUUCAAAGGGUGUGGUAGCUGUCAAAUGUAAAUAUGCCCCCAGCAGAUCCCCCCCUCACCUGUGCUUCAUGCAUGUGUGAAAUAAACUGGGACAAAACAUUUUUAUAGAUCACAAAUGACAGGUAAGUAAACAGAUAUUCCGAGAUAUAAUUUCCAAUUUUUUCAUACAUGUGACGUAAUGUUGGUAUUUCUCUAUAGACAAAUCUUCAGCUGCCUAUUGGAACACUUUUUAGUCCAUUGGGAAUUGAAUUCCCUCAAGUAGGGCCUGUCUACAUGUUAUUUCUUGUGGAAAAUGGUGUAUAGAUUCAAAGAAUGAAGACAAGAUGCAGGCAGCAACCUACAAUAUAUUCCAGAAACCAGGUGGAGCAUUGAUGAAUAUCUUAUUUAGACCUGGUCCUCUGUUUUUAGUUGAAACACAGCUGACUGUUUAACAUAUCUGGUAUUUAUACCCCUCGGUCAGCAAUCAAGUCAAUAAAGCCCAAAUAACUCGAUUUUUUUCAUCCUUUCCAUUGAAGUUGCGGUAUAACAAGAUUGAACCUAAAUGCCCGUGUGUAUAUAAUUGAUGAGGGUCUUUGUUCCAGUGAGAGACAUGAUGAUGUAAGCUUUUCUGGGGGGGGGGGGGGGUUGUUGGGUUCUGGUUUGUCCUUUUGGGUGAUGAGUUGUUUGACAGCACACCUGUGCAGUAAGUGCUUGCGAAUUCUUUGAUUGUACAGUAGUUUCCUUCCUGUCACACUGAAGGUGUUUGAGCCUAUCAGGAUGCUGGGCCAAAUGGUCUUCCCUGUCCUAGUCAUGAGGGAGCACAGUCCUGCAACUUUUUUUGUUUGGGGUUUUCGGUUUGGACUGGACAAGAGUUUGUUUGAAAAUAAAAUGUGACUUGGUUAUGA
Oncorhynchus kisutch (coho salmon) is the source of this 6464-nucleotide messenger RNA. RefSeq names its product disks large homolog 3. Gene Ontology annotation, biological process: embryo development; chemical synaptic transmission; receptor clustering. Lineage: Eukaryota; Metazoa; Chordata; Actinopteri; Salmoniformes; Salmonidae. Bases 785 to 3475 code for a protein of 896 amino acids. The record is from RefSeq and is a predicted model, not a curated record. Gene Ontology annotation, molecular function: protein kinase binding; ionotropic glutamate receptor binding. The transcript is spliced from 21 exons. Gene Ontology annotation, cellular component: neuron projection; neuromuscular junction; basolateral plasma membrane.